This is a messenger RNA of Rhodamnia argentea, 1003 nucleotides long. RefSeq lists its product as uncharacterized. The transcript is spliced from 3 exons. The record is from RefSeq and is a predicted model, not a curated record. Gene Ontology annotation, biological process: translation. Gene Ontology annotation, molecular function: small ribosomal subunit rRNA binding; structural constituent of ribosome. Gene Ontology annotation, cellular component: ribosome. Lineage: Eukaryota; Viridiplantae; Streptophyta; Magnoliopsida; Myrtales; Myrtaceae. The coding region runs from base 251 to 709 and encodes 152 amino acids.
CGAGGUGUCGCUGUUAGGGUUCGGAAUUGAAUGCAACCCCCUCCUCCUCCUCCUCCUCCUACAGAUGUCUUUACAUGUCGUCUCAGCGAUCCCCCAAUCCCUCCUGAAUGUGAUUUCGCCAUUCUACCCACUCUUUCCCUCUGCAAUCCCCAAUUGAACUGCCUACUUCCGCAAUCCGCGCCCUCCUCCUUCGCUCUCCGAGUUUGGAAGAUAAGCUCAGCUGAAGAGGGGUUUGGGGAGAGAGAAAAAGAUGCCUCUGUAUGACUGUGUGCUUUUGCUGAAACCCCAUGUAAAGAAGGAAGCAUUGAUGGAAUUGGUGGCUCGGAUAGCAAGAGACGUCUACGUGAAAAACGGGGUCGUCACUGAGAUGAAAUCAUUCGGGACGGUCCAAUUGGGUUAUGGUAUCAAGAAGCUUGAUGGGAGGUUCUAUCAGGGUCAGAUGAUGCAGUUGACCAUGAUGGCUACACCAAUGAUGAACAAAGAGCUGCAUUACUUGAAUAGGGAAGAUAGAUUGUUGCGAUGGCUUCUUGUGAAGCACCGAGACACAAAAUUUGGGCUAGAAUUACUUACUGAAGAAGAAGAGAAGCAUGAACUUAGCAAAUUUCCUCAUAGCUCUAUAUUUGAUGGUGAGAAUGCAGAUAAAGAUGUAGAUGACGAUGACGAUGACGAUGAAUAUGAGGUGGACCGAGAGGAAAAGAAGGAAGAAUAAAGAGAAAAUCGUCAUGUCUGGGCUCACCGAUUUUGUAGAUUUGAUGGGCUUUUGGGUCCUGCUUCAGUGUUAGCAGAUGCUCGUACUCAUGUUUAGUAUCUCUCAAAUGCAAAAUGUGCUUGAUUUAUGUGCUUCUGCCAUUUUCCGGGAAAAGUAGCUUUGAGAAUGAAGGUUUUAGUUGCUUUUUGCAGGUUUCUUUUGUCGGUGAGUGGUUUGAAGUAUCAAACUUUUAAUAAUAACAUAUACCUAAAUGAGAGAGACUAUUGCAUGACUGCAUGCUGGAUUUGUGUCUCA